AGAGUACAUCUAUAUACAUAGUACGCACAUAACCUAUUUAAAUAUGAAUAUUGAUGUGAAUUAUGAAUUAACAAUGAUAUGUUACAUUAAUUAAAUAAUCAAAACGUCCAUGUAGCUAUAACAGAAUAUUAUUAAUAUUAUAAUUUAAUUAUUGUACCUACGUAUUUGACAAUUUCAAAUUGGGGUUAUUAUACCAACAUAGGUACCCAAGUUAGAGAAGUAUUAAUUUAAUAAACAAGCAUGGAAAAAUCUGUAGAUAUUGGUAUUUUAGAAGAGAAAAGUACUUGGUUAUUGCAUCCGAGAUUUUUUCCUAGCAAAGUCGGUGGAAAACCAGCAUGGUUAGAUUUAAAAAACUUGAUUUCAACUUCAGAUUUACUAUGCAAUAAAUGCAAUGAAGUUUUAGUGUUUUUGUGCCAAGUUUAUGCUCCAUUUGAAGAGUUAGAGUAUUGUUUUCACAGAUCAAUAUUUAUAUUUAUUUGCAAAAAUGGUUCAUGUUGUCAGUUAAACUCAUCCGAUAAUUUUAAAGUAUUUCGUUGUCAACUAUCAAGAAAAAAUGAAUUUUAUUCAUUUGAACCCUAUGAGGAAAAUGAAAAUGAGAACUUUUGUAUGGAAAAAUGGCCAAAACUGUGUUAUGUGUGUGGUAUAAAAGGUCCGUCUCAUUGUUCAAAGUGUAAAAAUGUUUAUUACUGCAGUAGGAAACACCAGGUUCUCCAUUGGCAGAAAGGUCAUAAAACAUUAUGUGACAAUCUCAAAAAGAUGGAUGACUCAAACUUUAAAGUGGCAGAUGCUGGUAAAGAUCUUCUUUUUAAAGAAUGGGAAAUUCUAGUUGAUGAGGAAGAUCCAGAGGAAGUGAAAAAUGUAGAUGUCAAUCAAGAAUUGGAUAAGUUAAGUAAAAUGACUCAAAACAAAAAGGCUGGUACAUUGAAUGACAUUAAUGAGGCAGAAUUAGAAGAGUACACCAGAAAUUUACCUGAAGAUAAAGUGUUUAAUAAAUUCAGUAAAAGAAUAGCUAGACAUCCAGACCAAGUACUCCGUUAUGAUAGAGGUGGUGAGCCACUGUGGAUAACAAGCAAUUCUAAAAGUAGUGUUCCUAAAUGCCAAUAUUGCCAGGGAGAAAGACAGUUUGAAUUCCAAAUAAUGCCUCAACUUCUUAACUUUAUAAAUGUGGGUAUUGAGUUGAACAGCAUAGACUGGGGUGUUCUGGCUAUAUAUACUUGCAAGAGGAGUUGUAAUGAGGGACCAGCUUAUAAAGAAGAAGUUUUAAUCAAACAAGAUCUAAGCAACUAAAACCUAAUUAAAUAUCUGUACAAUAAUGUAUUAUAAUGUAUAAAAAAUUAUAAAUUUU
Messenger RNA from Leptidea sinapis, 1345 nucleotides. It is a transcript of the gene Zfrp8, whose product is annotated as programmed cell death protein 2. Bases 241 to 1287 code for a protein of 348 amino acids. NCBI's taxonomy places the organism in Eukaryota, Metazoa, Arthropoda, Insecta, Lepidoptera, Pieridae. Gene Ontology annotation, cellular component: nucleus; cytoplasm. The transcript is spliced from 6 exons. The record is from RefSeq and is a predicted model, not a curated record.